Messenger RNA from Alternaria triticimaculans, 1101 nucleotides. RefSeq lists its product as uncharacterized. The record is from RefSeq and is a predicted model, not a curated record. Gene Ontology annotation, biological process: positive regulation of transcription by RNA polymerase II. The transcript has 3 exons. Gene Ontology annotation, molecular function: protein dimerization activity; DNA-binding transcription factor activity. The coding region runs from base 1 to 1101 and encodes 366 amino acids. NCBI's taxonomy places the organism in Eukaryota, Fungi, Ascomycota, Dothideomycetes, Pleosporales, Pleosporaceae. Gene Ontology annotation, cellular component: RNA polymerase II transcription regulator complex.
AUGGUCUCGCUUGUCUCGAACCUCCAGCAGCAACGCGGCAUCACAAAUCCUGAUUCGCGCCCUAACGGCACUUCUCCUCUGUCACCUAAUCGUGCUGCUCCGCGUGCCAACCAUCCCCCUCGACGCGCUCCGGUCAUUAAUCCCAACCCCAGGAGCGUGUCUGGCAUGCCGGACCCCAUGGCGGCGGCUCCAACUAAGGGUUUUGCUUGGGCGUUUCCCGCAGAUGAUUACGACCACGAAGAGAAGAGGACGUCUAGCAGCGGCGAGUCUAGCGUAGACCGAUCCAACGCCCCUUCGCGUCAAGGCAGCUUCGCGACGUCGGUCAACAGCAGCAUCUUCACCACAGACUCCAAGCUACCACCCGGUCAACAACGACUGAAUGAUGGCACGCCUCCCUACUCUCAUCCUUCAUCAGACGUACUGACUAGUUCAGACAUCCCUAGCACUCAUCAUCACUCCAUGCAACAUCGCAGCGUGACUAGCCUGCAGAAUGUUGAUCCCACCAACCCGCUUGCGCCUGGGAGUGGAAGUUAUAGCAGGACCCCUGAGCUUCGCGUCAGCCACAAGAUGGCAGAGAGGAAGCGUCGUAGUGAGAUGAAGAACCUGUUCGACGAUCUCAAUGGCAUCCUUCCCAACAGCCCAGGCAGCAAGUCAUCCAAGUGGGAGAUUCUCACCAAGGCUAUUGAAUACGUCACCAGCCUGACCCGCGCACAUCAAAGCGCUCGCGAAGAGAUCAGCCGCUUGCGACCUGAUGCAGAAUACUGUCGUCGGGCCCAGGAGGAGAACGAGCUCCUCCGAGCAGAAUUGAACGCCGUGUGGAACGCUCUCCGUCGCGUCGAUCCAUCCAACUCUCAUGUCUACGGAAGUAUGACAGGCCAGUUCGCACAAGGACAACCCGCAACUCCUGCGUCCGGGACCAACGUCCUUCCACCGUUACAGCAACAGCAGCAGCAGCAGCAACAGCAACAGCAAGGGCUCUCGCAACAGCCACCACCAUCGCAGGCUCAGUGGGGACCACCGCCGCAUGGAGGCUCUAUGCAGGGACCGAUGCAAGGUGUCGAGUUUGGCGGUAUGCGGCCCUACGAGCACCCUCACCGUUGA